AUGACAUCCACUUCGAGAGCUAAUAACGAGGCAGCAAAAUGGACUCAAAGCGAACAAGAUUAUCUCCUGAAAUUAAUGGUUGAACAAGUGAAAGUUGGUAAUAAGAGUUCCAGCACUUUCAAUAAAGGUGGGUGGAACAAUAUCAAGAAGGGGCUUGAGGAAAAAACUAAUCGGUCAUUUACGAUGGUUCAAUUAAGGAAUAAGAUGAAUAAAAUGCGAUUCGAUUACAGCGCUUUCAAGAAACUACUGGAUACUACAGGUUUUGGUUGGAAUUCUGUGACGAGGACCUGUACAGUUGAAGAUGAGAGUGUUUGGGAUGUACACAUCAAGGCAAAUCGUGAUUGGUCAAAGUUUAGGAGGAAUGGGCUACCACAUUGGCCUGAACUAUGUAUAAUUUUUGGGGAUUCAUAUGCUAGUGGGAUAGGAGGAUUUGGGAAUGAAUCUGAUUUCAGGUUUGAAGAGGAAUCGAGAGGUGUUGAUGAUGAGGUGGAUGCAGAUGUAGAUGUAAUUCCAACUACUCUAUUGGCUAAUACCUUGCCAACAGAUUAUUAUGAAAGCCAAGAUCCAAGAACUGAUCGUCCUAGAGUCAACAGAAGACUUGAUAGGACACCUACAGGAUAUAGGAAGAAGAGUAGGACAACUGGUAUUGAACGCGCCAUACAAACCCUAGCCGAGUCAGUAGCAAACAAGAAUACUUCAACCCCUAGCUCAACUCCAAUGGGUCUCACUCCAAAUACCACAGAUUUCAGCACUUCUACUUGUGUUAGAUUAUUGGAAACCAUGAAUGAUAUCCCAAGAGAGUUGCAUAUUAAGGCGUGCAAGAGGAUAUUGUUAAAUUUUACAUCUAUUGUUGUAGCAAAAAUUCUGUUAGAUGCAAGUAGUUCUAAAUACUUAUUACAUCAUCUGAUAAUUAUGCAUGUUGGAUGA
This is a messenger RNA of Macadamia integrifolia, 927 nucleotides long. RefSeq lists its product as uncharacterized. The transcript is spliced from 3 exons. NCBI's taxonomy places the organism in Eukaryota, Viridiplantae, Streptophyta, Magnoliopsida, Proteales, Proteaceae. The record is from RefSeq and is a predicted model, not a curated record. The coding region runs from base 1 to 927 and encodes 308 amino acids.